This is a messenger RNA of Arabidopsis thaliana (thale cress), 1993 nucleotides long. Its product is annotated as basic helix-loop-helix (bHLH) DNA-binding superfamily protein. NCBI's taxonomy places the organism in Eukaryota, Viridiplantae, Streptophyta, Magnoliopsida, Brassicales, Brassicaceae. The transcript has 8 exons. Gene Ontology annotation, cellular component: nucleus. Gene Ontology annotation, biological process: regulation of DNA-templated transcription; red or far-red light signaling pathway. The record is from RefSeq and is marked reviewed. Bases 128 to 1762 code for a protein of 544 amino acids. Gene Ontology annotation, molecular function: protein dimerization activity; DNA-binding transcription factor activity.
UGUUUCUGUUCUCUUCUCUUCUCAAAAUUUUUUGUUUCUUUUUGUCUCAAGCUAUGAACUUCCAUACUUUGAAUCUUCUACUUCUCUUUCUUCCUCUUACUUGAUCUUCCUAUAGCAUACUUCCAUCAUGGGUGAAGAUGAUAUAGUGGAGCUCUUAUGGAACGGCCAAGUCGUUCGAACCAGCCAACCACAAAGACCUUCCUCGGGUAAACCUUCUCCUACUCCACCCAUUCUGCGUGGUAGCGGAAGCGGCAGCGGAGAAGAAAAUGCUCCCCUUCCACUUCCACUUCUACAACCUCCACGUCCCCUGCAUCAUCAGAAUCUCUUCAUUCGGGAAGAAGAAAUGUCUUCUUGGCUUCACUAUUCUUACACUGGUGUCACGUCCACACCGGCUACUCAUCCGCAAAGUUCUGUUUCCCUGCCACCACCACCACCCAUUGCUCCGAGUGAAGAUGAUGUGGUGGAACUCUUAUGGAAAAGCGGCCAAGUCGUUCAAAGCAUCCAGACACAGAGACCCAUUCCUCCUCCCAUUUUCCGCGGCAGCGGAAGUGGGGGAGGUGAAGAAACUGUUCUGCCUCUGCCUCCCCUGCAUCCGUCUCAUCAAAAUAUCUUCAUCCAGGAAGACGAAAUGGCCUCUUGGCUUUACCAUCCCCUCCGUCAAGAUUAUUUUUCCUCUGGCGUCGCCUCUACUUCAGCUACUCGCCCGCAAAGUUCCGCCUCUCUAGCACCAACACCACCACCACCCAGUGUUCCCUACGGUCAGAUUCCCGUUGAGAGAAGGACAGAGAAUUUUAUGAACUUCUUGAGGCUAAGAGGGAACAUAUUUUCCGGCGGUAGAGUUGAAGCUGGUCCGGUGGUUAUAGAAUCGACGCAGAUAGGCUCAAGCGCGACCCCGUCGUCUUCAGCCGCUGAAUCCUGUGUAAUACCAGCGACUCACGGCACCGAGAGUAGAGCGGCGGCCAUUACCGGAGUAUCCCGUACUUUUGCAGUUCCUGGUCUUGGUCGGAGGGGAAAGGAGGUGGCAACCGAGACGGCCGGAACAUCAUAUUCAGGGGUAAACAAGGCCGAAACAGAGCGGGUUCAAAUACAACCGGAGAGGGAGACGAAAAUUACCGAAGAUAAGAAGAGAGAAGAAACCAUUGCAGAAAUCCAAGGAACUGAAGAAGCUCAUGGUUCAACGUCUAGGAAGAGGUCACGAGCUGCAGAUAUGCAUAACCUCUCCGAAAGGAGACGGAGGGAAAGGAUCAACGAGAGGAUGAAAACUCUGCAAGAACUCCUUCCUCGCUGCAGAAAGACUGAUAAAGUUUCAAUGCUUGAAGAUGUUAUCGAGUACGUGAAAUCGCUACAGCUGCAAAUACAGAUGAUGUCGAUGGGACAUGGUAUGAUGCCACCGAUGAUGCAUGAGGGGAAUACGCAACAGUUCAUGCCCCACAUGGCCAUGGGGAUGAAGGGUAUGAACCGGCCUCCUCCUUUCGUACCGUUCCCCGGCAAAACUUUUCCUAGGCCGGGUCAUAUGGCAGGUGUAGGUCCAUCAUACCCAGCAUUGCGCUACCCUUUUCCAGACACACAAGCCUCUGACCUAUCCAGAGUCCAUGUACCAAGUCUGCACUCUAACCCGGUGCCAAACCAGCCUCGGUUUCCGGCUUACAUAAAUCCCUAUAGCCAGUUUGUUGGUCUCCACCAGAUGCAACAACCUCCUCUUCCAUUGCAGGGUCAACCAACAUCACAGCCUAGUUUCAGCCACGCAAGUACUAGCAAGUAACUUGGGGAUCAGGACAACCAACCAACAAGUUAGUAGGAAUCAGGAACAGCCAGAGGCUUUUCUUGCCGGAUACAUUAAUGGUCAAGAUUCUGACAGAUGGAUCUCCAUUGUGUUAUUGCAAGUUGAUGUUGAAGAGUUAAAAAAAAAGGAUCUGUUCUCUAAGAAAAGCACAAUUUUGAAGGUGCUAACAUGCAAAUGUUUUUCAGAAAAUGAAAAUCUAUUUCUUCGGAG